Messenger RNA from Acanthisitta chloris (rifleman), 14873 nucleotides. RefSeq names its product StAR-related lipid transfer (START) domain containing 9 (gene STARD9). The transcript is spliced from 33 exons. Bases 1 to 14862 code for a protein of 4953 amino acids. The record is from RefSeq and is a predicted model, not a curated record. Gene Ontology annotation, biological process: microtubule-based movement. Gene Ontology annotation, molecular function: ATP binding; microtubule binding; microtubule motor activity. Lineage: Eukaryota; Metazoa; Chordata; Aves; Passeriformes; Acanthisittidae.
AUGAAGCACGACAUAAACGCGUUUACCGGGGAGGUCGAAUGUAGGGCAAAUGGCAGAGAGAGUGCAGAAGGAGGAAGAGUGAUUGUAGAAGUUGGUGACAAAGUGGCAAAAGUCAGAAAGGUUGACAGUAGGUUUGAUAGCACUUGGGACUCAAGAGAACAAACUGUGGCCUUCAGCUUUGAUUACUGCUACUGGUCAGUUGAUCCUGAAGAUCCAAAUUAUGCAUCUCAGGAAAUGGUGUUCCAGGACCUUGGCACUUCUGUGUUGUCAGGUGCAUUUAGAGGAUACAACAUCUGCCUCUUUGCAUAUGGACAGACAGGCUCAGGAAAAACUUACACAAUGUUGGGAACACCUGCAUCCAUUGGGCUGACUCCUCGUAUAUGUGAGGGCCUCUUUUCAAGGAAGGAUGACUACUCAGACCAGACAGCAUCUUGCAGGGUAAAGGUCAGUUUUCUUGAAAUCUAUAAUGAGCGUGUCCGAGAUUUGUUAAGGCAGUCAGACCGAAAGAAGCCUUACACACUUCGAGUCCGAGAACACCCUGAAACAGGACCAUAUGUACAAGGAUUGACUCAGCAUUUAGUUACAGACUACAAGCAAGUUGUAAAACUUCUAGAAGAAGGAAUAGCUAAAAGAAUCACAGCAGCUACGCAUAUUCACAAUGCCAGCAGCAGAUCCCAUGCUAUCUUCACCAUCCACUACACUCAGGCUAUAUUGGAGAACAAUCUCCCCUCUGAAAUUUCAAGCAAGAUCAACUUAGUGGACCUUGCAGGCAGUGAAAGAGCUGAUCCCAGUUACUGUAAAGAUAGAAUUACUGAAGGUGCCAACAUUAACAAGUCAUUAGUUACUCUUGGAAUUGUCAUAUCCACUUUAGCACAAAAUUCUCAGAUGUCCAGCAGCUGCCAGAGCAUUAACAGCAUAGCAAGUGAAGGGGAGAGCAGUCAUGCAGACAGUCCUUCCACCGACAGCACCAGUGGGACCAGACGACCAGCCUACAUCCCAUACCGUGACUCCAUCCUCACCUGGCUUCUGAAGGACAGUCUGGGGGGCAACUCCAAAACCAUUAUGAUUGCCACUAUCUCUCCUGCCAGCUCCAGCUACAAUGAGACCAUGAGUACCUUGAGAUAUGCUUCAAAUGCCAAAAAUAUUAUUAACAAGCCCAGAGUGAAUGAGGAUGCAAAUGUGAAACUGAUCAGAGAACUGCGAGAAGAAAUCGAUAGGCUGAAAACUAUGCUGUUGAGCUUUGAACUGAGGAAUUCCAGUCCCUCUUGGAGUGAUGACAGGAAUGGAAAUCUGACUGAGCUGGUUCUUCAGAAUGAAAUGAAGAUUGAGCAAUUGACCAAAGACUGGACAAGUAAGUGGGCAGACAGGAAAGCCAUCAUGGAAGAAUACAGUGUGGACAUCAACAAAGAAAAAGCUGGAGUAACAAUAGAUUCUAAUUUACCUCAUCUGAUGGCUGUGGAUGAUGAUAUCCUCAGCACAGGAGUUGUGCUGUAUCACCUCAGGGAAGGAACAACCAAAAUUGGAAGAAGUGAUUCAGACCAAGAUCAAGACAUUGUUUUGCAGGGGCAGUGGAUUGAAAGGAAUCACUGUACAAUAGACAAUAACUGUGGGAUUGUGACACUGCAACCAGUUCAAGGUGCACGCUGCACUGUGAAUGGAUGUGAGGUGACUGGAUCGUGCCGUCUGUCACAAGGGGCCCUUGUUGUCCUUGGCAGGUCACAUAAAUUUAGAUUCAAUCACCCAGCAGAAGCUGCUAUCUUAAGACAAAGAAGAUCAAUUAAUGAAACCCCACGCACUCUAAGUUGUGGAGCUUUGGACUGGCUCAACUUGGAUGGAAGUUGCACCAAUUCUCCACACUAUAUCCUUUCUACUCUUUACAAUCAGAAAUGUAGAAACUGUAGAGAAAGCAAAUGUUCUCCUGAAGAAAGUAAGGAAAUAGAUGCUGUACAUGAAGAGUACAAGCAGAAACUGAGAGACCAGGAAGCUUUCCACAGAAAACAGAUUCAACAACAGCAGCUCUGUGUUGAAGAGUUAAAGCAGCAGAUCCUGAGAGGACAGAUCAAAGCAGAUCAGGAACUAGAAAAUGACCAAGCACUAAUCAACCAGCAAAUCGAAGAAAACCAGCAGUGGCUUAUAAAUGAGAAUAAACAUCUGGCUGCCCUUCAGCAACAACAGAGGGAGUUUGCAGUGCAAACAGAGCCUGCGCUGUGUGAAGAGGCUGAGGUGCAGAGUACCACUGGGCUGGAGGUCUGCCUUUCCCUGUUACAGCAGAACAAGAAGAGACUGGUACAACUGGAGCUCUUGCGCAGACACUCCUUAAAAAGGGCUGAAAGAAACAUAAGGCGGAAAAAGGUCAAAUUCCAGCUGGAAAGUAUAGUCAAGAAGCAGAAGUUAUUGGAAGCAAAGCAAAACCUAGAGCAGCUGGAAGCUAGCUGCUGGCCCAGUGAAGUGUGUGUGAAACAAUCCCACAUCCUAAAUGAAAAUAUUGCUGGACAGUCCUCUUUGGAUCACCAGUUGCGAAAGAAACAGAAGUCAUUGAGUUCGAGUUCCUUGCAGCACUGGCAGCAUUCAUUCUGUAACCCACAUCUGCCCCCGGUACACAGCUCUUUGUUGAAGAGGGAGGCUGUCUCAAAGUUAUCUACCUCACCAAAUAUUGAUCAAUACUGUGAAAGCAGUACAACAGGGAGGUUGUCACCUGCAGAAUGCCUUUACAGAAGUGGUAAAGACAUUUCUGGGAGUGAUGACCUUAAUGCUGAAAAGGGGAUCUCCUUUUCAGUCCAGUGGCAGCUAAGUGAAAAACAAAAACCAUCUUCAAUUGGAAAUAGAAAAGGAGCAGAAAAAGACUCUAAUGAUUUGUCUGUCAUGGCUUAUAUCAAUAAAAAUUAUCAAAAAAUUGAAAAGUUGGAUGACAACCCAGGGCAAACUGGAUCUCAAAAACAGACCUCUAAAGGCUCCUCUUCUGAUCUUUUUAAGAAGAAAGAUGAGCCUAAAACCUGUAUUACAGGGACAAGAAUGACAAAAUCAAAGGUGCUAGGAGAUUUCAGUCAGCCUGCAAGUAGCAAUCUAGAACAAAAUAGAUCUCAGGUAUCCAAUAAAAAGACUAGAAUGGAUAUCAAUGGAAGAGGCCACAGGUCUUCUCCAGAAAACUUUCCUAAACAGAUGAAGAAAACAGUGAAUGGAAACUCACCAUCAGUGCAUCUAAACCAAACAGCCGAGAACUGGAAGAGAGAGCCAAACUCAGCCUUGUCAAGUCAUGAGAAAUCAUCAGUUGAACAGAAAGAAUUUUUGAUGGCAGCAACAUCAGUAGGAAAUCUCACUAAGAUGAACUCGCUGGCACCACUGUCUUACGUUGAAAAAAAGUGGCACAGUGCUGAGAUGCUAAGUGCUGGAGUGUCCAAAACAGCUACAGAUGUGCAGGGGAACUGGCAAGAGGAUGAUGAAAAUGAGAUUUCUGAUACUGACAGUUCCUAUUCUGUAGAUUCUCUCUCCUGUGCUUAUGCAAAAGCUUUCCCAGAGAAACCAAAACAAGAAGAUUUUGACAGAAAUAAAUGUUUUGCCAACCCAGAAGAUUCUGAGAGUGAUGACAGUCAAAUGUCACAAGACUCUCUGGUAGAAAAGGAAAAUAAAGCCAAAAAGCAAAAUACAAGCCAAUAUCACAAUUUAAAAGCCCACCAUGAGCCAGCUAAGCUUUACAAAAGCAGAACUGAGCACCGUAUUUCAUCUUUGGUGACAUCAUAUGCAUCUCGUAAGGGACUGGGAAAGGCUGAAAGAAGCUUUUCUUUGGACAGCUUAGCUGAUGGAGAAGAGAUGCCACCAGAAGAUCUGGUAGAAGAAUCCAAAUCCAAUUCAUCUGAUGAAAUGCCAGCAGAGAUUUUCUGGAAAUUACAAACUCCUAGAUUACCAGCUACAGAGAUUGCGGAAGAUCAUAAGUCUGAGACCUGCCUCAGAGAUACAGAAGGGACAAAUUAUGAUCUGAAGGUGGGCAGUUCCUUUUAUUUGGACACUAAACCCCUCCCUGCUUCCAGUAAUGCUUGCAAGCAGUUGCUGAAGGGGACAGAAGUCUCCUUUGUAGAACAAGAAAGGUGUCUUGAUAGAAGACUGUAUUACGCAGGUGAAAAUCCUUUGCUUACUACGGCUGCUUGGUCUUCCUGUGACUCAAAGGCUGAUAUCAGCAGCCCCAGAAUAACAGCACCUUCUUCCCAUGAAAAUCUGGAAUUUCAAGAAGCUCAUCUGUGCUCUUUGAGCAAACCAGAGCUUUGGCUGAAGAAAGAUGAUCUAAAGCAGUCAGCUGCUGAGGUUUCUUUUGUUUCUGGCUCUAAGCAGAUUCACAGCAUUACUCACUUACCACAUCAUAUAAAUGAGGUAAAUUCAGUUUUCUCCUCUGACUUAUCAGAGGUGAUUUUACCUGAAACAACAACUGCGAACAGAAUUUCUGAAAGUGGAUCAUUAACUAAAAAUCUUAAGGGAGGGACAGACUCUAAUGAAAAUUCUUCCGUGAAGUCUCAAGAUGUAAUAUCCUCAUUUGUUAGCUCAGUAGGAUCAAGUUCCUCCUUCAUUCCUACUUCAGCAAAGUGUGAUUAUUAUGAACAUUCAAGGUCACAUCGUCCUGAACAAGAACAACUGAAUGAAUUAUCUACUUACAGGUCUCCCACCGAAUGCACACAAACAUUCAGCUGUUUGGAAAGCGCCUCCAUUGCAGACUUCUCAUCGCUGGUAUGUAGGAAACAGGAAGAUUCUCUCCCCACAAUUCAUCCAGAAUUGCCAAAAGAUCACAUUCUAAAAAAAGCACCUUUUAUUUCUGCGUUGCCUGUGCAAAUUGUGGAGCAGAGGAAUGGCUGUAUAGAUGCAGAUUUUGAAGAUCAUUUCUUCAGAACUUUUUCAGAAGAUGAGCUCAACAAUGACUGUAAUAACUUGAUGACAAAAUCAAGUGUGACAGAUUCAGGUAGCAGAACUGCAUCUGUCAGUGCACUUGGUGCUGAAUCUUCUGUGGAAUGUUGUCAUAAUAGGACCUCAACACAAACAUCUGCUGUAAAACAUCUUCAGUUUGAAAACCAUGGAGAGCUUUUUCCAAUUCGGAAAAUACCAACAUGCUGUGAUGAAGGUUUCUUUCUGAGUGACUUAAUAAAUAAGAACCACUCUCCAAUAAGCAGUUAUGAGUUUCAGAUGUUGGCUGGACAAGGAGCAGAAUCAGCUGUUACAGAAUGUCUCCUCAGGUCUGGGGAGAACAAUUCGGAAACUAUGCAAGAAACAGAUUGUGAACCCAUACCUGCAGAAGAAAUAACAACAGAGACAGAUUUUUCCUCACAGAAGACAACAUAUCAGUGUCACCCUUUAGUUGUUGCUGCUAGUGAAAGUUAUGACCAAUCUGCAACACCAAUAGAGAUGUCUCAGAAAGAGAUAAUCUGUAUGGAAACAAGCAUAGACAGCUUGGCAGAGUUUGUGCCAGAGGUGCCUUCAUUCAGCGAUCAUGAAGAACACGAAUCAAAGGAUGAAGACUUGUCUUUGCUGAAUCAUUAUGAACUCAAACACAAACCUGUUUCAAAGGUUUAUUCCCAUGAAUGUGCUCUAGCAGACAGUCACACAAGUUGCUUAUCCCAGCAAAUUUCAGAAAAUUCUAUGCUAUGCACUAAUAAUACAAGAGGUGAAAGCAAAGAACAUGAUGUCUUGAAUGCUCAGGUUGUAGUUCAGAAAGAAUUUUCAUCCAAAUACAAAAACUUAGUGGUAAAUGAAGGAAGUUAUUUCUUACUGAAUGUAAAUGGGAAAGACACUGAGUCCUUUCCGGCUGCUGUUUGUGAAAGUAUAGAUGACUUUCUCCCAGAGUCUAAUUCAAGCAUAUUUUAUAAAGCUUCAACAGAAGCUAAUGUUUUUCAAAGUGCAUCUGAGACCGAAAAUUGUGAUAAACUAUUGGAACACAUCACAAUAGUGAAAGGAGAUUGUGAUGCUGCAUCUAAUCUUGCUGUGGAAGUCAGUGCAACAGAAAGUUGUUCUGAUGUAUGUUCUGGCUGCCGUUUCACAACAUGCUCUUCAAAGUCAACAGGGCAGAAAAACAGGGCGGAUAAGACAAUUGACAUUUCUGUGGAAUGUGAUGCAUCCAUUCUCUUGGAAACAGAAACACAGAACAAAUCUUUACUUGAAUCAAGAAAGGAAAAAGAAGCCUUUUUUGAAAGCGAUUGCCCACAGGAUAUCUUUCUUGUUGAAGGUGAUGUAAAUUUAGAGUUAGGAAGGGUAUUUGAAUGCAACACAAAUAUAUCAGCUGCCAUAUCUCAAGAGGAGAGUCCAUACAUAAGUAAAGAAUCCAAAUUUUUAAGACACCUGGAAACUGAAAAAGAAACAGAAGAAACUAUGUCUCCUUAUCAGAAUACAGAGGCAAACACUGAUGAAGAAAUAAUAAAAUUAAUCAAUAGUACAAUCGACUUAGAAAUAAAUGAAUCGGAAAUUAAAUACAAACAAAUUGAAAGUUUACCUGAUAACCCAGUAGCCAAAGUCCAAAGUGUAACUGAAGACAGGAGUGGAAAGGAUCUUAAAGGCAUUAGUCUAUCUCAGACUCCAAAGAAACCUACUAGUAUUUUAGCUUAUGAAGUUCAGUGUGACUUUAAUACAAAUCUGUGCCUGACACAUGAAGAGGUGGACAAAGAUGAACUGCAGGAAGCCAGCACCAGGGUAGAACAUACUCAGGAAUCAAAAGCACUCGUGCAUGCUGGCAGCCAAGUUGAAACAAGCAGCUUUUGCCAAAAAGAAGUAAGUGAGAAAAGAGAAAUAGGUAUUUAUUCAUCAGAGUUUUCUGGUGCUCCCAAAACCACUCCUUCUGUUGUGUGUUCCCACACAACAGAUAUCACUCAGAAUACUUCUGACGUCCUUGAUACUUGCAAGGGGCUUUUACAGGUGAACAGAACAACAGAGAAUGUUGCUGCAACAGUACUAAUGACAAGGAGUCAAGGAAAUAUUUUAGCAAAACCUGAGAAUGAAGGACAAGUAAAUUCUAGCAAUUUAAUUGAGCAUUGUGUACCAAACUGUUUGCCCCAGGAAGACAAGGUUAAUAAAUGUGAAAUGACUGAGAGUGAAGAACAAAUUGUCAUGGCAAAUGCUGAGGGGCUGGUUAUUAUGAGGCAAGAAGACACAUGCACAGAUGAAAAUGUUUUAUUUACUGAACAGUCUCCAGCUCUGCAUCAGAUAUAUUGUGACAGAGAUGACAAAGACAAAAUUUUAAAUCAAUUUAAGAUCCCUGAAAUGUACUUGACAGCUUCAGAACUAGAACAGAAUAUGCUGUUAGAAGAUGAUUCAAGAUACCAUGAUCCUACUGAAAUGGGUGAGGAUUGUGGUUCAGUGGACUCUGUUAGAGAUAUAGGAAAUGCAGUCGAUGCAUGUGAAUAUUCAGUUGAUGAUAGUGCUGGUAUUGACCAAUAUAGAAUUGAACAGAAAUUUGCAAGUCUUGAGAGACCUGCACAUAUGAAUUGCUCUAUGCGAUAUCCUCAGCAUGGCACUUCAGAAAACUUGAAUGUAGAUGUUGUUAGAAAAAGUGAAUUGGAUCCAGUAGACUCCAGAGUUGAGGAGGAGAAAGUGCAUUUGAUGAAGCUGGUACAAAUGACCAAACCACACAGGGAAAAGCAGUUGUUCAUAGAAAAUACAGAGGAGGUAGAACUGACUGUUUUACAAAACCUCAACGAACUAUUCCCGGAUGACAGCUGCCAAAUGACACAUGAUGGCAGCAGAUUAGACAAAAUCUUAAGAGAAAGCCAGUGGGUAUCUACCAGCUUUUCUAGAAAUAAUGAAGACAUCAGCAAGCAACAAAAUCCACCAGUAACCCUAAAGUCUACAGAAAAAAACCUAGACCUUCAAGAAUCCCCAUGCCAGUCUGUAAAUCACCUUUUAUAUCUUGGAGUAAGUGAUGAUUCCCAUUUUGUUCAGGAUGUUCCCACUGCAUUGAAAGGACAUAUCGAACCAUCUAACAGCAGUCUUGGAACUGGACCUAUUUUGCCUUACUAUGAAACAUUCAUGGAAAGUGAGGUCGGUGUUGGUACAGUUAUAGUCAACAAAAUGGGAGAAGACAAACAUCUUCUAGACAAAACGCAAAGCAAGAAUGUAGCUUUUCUGCAAACCAGGACCAUACAGGACAGGCAGGAGGAAGAAUCCUUCAAAUUUAAAAGUGCACCUGAUUAUGCCAUAUCUGCACAACCUAUCAAUGAGAAACAUUCUUUCAUUCCCUACAGUGUAGGUGGUCCUGAGUCUGAAACUGUAGUGCUUCAACAAAGGGCCCAAGGAAACCCAUUUUCCUUGGAAAAAUUAGAUUCUUCUGAAGAUAUAGUUCAGGAUGUUAACAAUGCUCACGAAGAACACAGUAUGGGUUUAAUGGUUACUAAACUAUUAGAAGACUCUCUUAAUUCCAUAGAAGAUACAGCUCAAGAGGAAAAGGAUAAUACUGUGCAUGAUUCACUGUUCUUGGAUAAUUCAAACCUGCUUUCUUCUUCAGAGAGAGAGGUGAUGGAAGAUAUAGGAGUGGGGAAAAUGCGUUCUUUGCUAGAAAUCUCCUCCCAAAAAAUAUUUCAUGAUAUUAAUGCAACUCAGAAAGUACUUCACACAGGGAGUUCAUCAGUGCAUGAUGAGAAGGAGAAAUUUGUAAUCACAAGCUAUCCUACAGCAAACAGUAAAAUUGAAAAUGCCAACUUUCCUGGGGUAGCUGGAUAUCAGCAUGAGCCCAGAGCAAAUCAGGAAUAUCAGACUUCUGAAGCGUGCUGUGUAGACCAAUUAGGCAGCACUGUUUCUGAGAAUGCUUUAGCCCUUUCAGAAGAGUUCCUAAAUUAUAAUAGGAACUCAGGCACUUCUGAAUGUUCUCCUAGUCUUCUGAAUUGUCCAGCAUCAUCUGCAGAAAACUUAAUUGCCAGCAGUGGAGACAAAGGUAAAAACGAUGCUGAUCUCUCUGCAGAAACAAAUUACUUUACAAGUGGAUCAGUUGAUUUAAGUGUAUCUGUAACUUUUCCUGAUACUUCUCAGAACAAAGAUGAAAGGAAAAGUAAUUCUGCGGCUGCAGGGGCCACAUAUGCUCAGAAUAAUAAACUCUCUGAAAAAGUUGUAGGAACAAAUCAAAUGGAGAAAAUUAUUCAAGGUUAUUUUCAGAAUUGCAACGACAUAAAAGAAAAUAAAAUUAAUGAGCACUCAGAACACUACACUAAUAGUGUGACUGCAUCAGAAUUGGGCUUGCUUACUUUCCAGAGCCAAGGACAGAUUGGUGGUAAUGAGUCCAAGUCUCUUCCAUCAUGCUCUGCAGAAGACACUGCAACUGAUACACCAUUUCAAAGCUCCAAGAGCUUCAGUUGUUUACUUGAUGACUCAAAAACUCUAGCACUUAGUCAGUUUGAGGACUCUCUUCAGGACACUCGUUUGACUGAGAAAGUGUCCUCCAUUUCUGCAGAUGUGUGCUCUGUAAAAGAAGAUUUUCCCCAAGCAUUUGCAAGAGUCAAUCACUCAUCCUUAAAAACGUUUUCAGAAUAUUCUGUACCUGCAGAUACAGACCAUGGUGAAAUUGGCACAUAUGAUAUUUCACAUUCAAAUGCAUUGAAACAUCCUCCAUUUGCUGUUUUGCAAAUGCAAGAUACUCAGUCUGAUAAGGCUGUGGUAUUUGAUAAGCCAAUACAUGCUUCAGGACGUAUUUUACUUUCUCUUGCAAAAGAAAACAGGCAUUGUCCAGUGUCAGACACAGACUGUACUUCAUAUGAAAAUUCUCCUGUAGAUGGGGAACCUCUAUAUGGAAAUAAUCAUAAAAAAUUUGACAAUGAUGUGAAAGUUGAUCAGCAUCAUAGCGGUAAAGUUCCACCACAAGAAGCUUGCACAGAACACACAGAGAAAGUAUUAAAUGAUAAUUCUCUUUUACUACCAUCAUUACCUUGCUGGGAUACUGGAAAGGCAAUUCUUGUUAAAGAGGGACAAAUGAGAAAAAUAGUAAAUAGAAAUGAGGAAGAACUGCAUUCAAAUAUUGAGGCUGAACAUUUUGCAGUAAAGACAGACCAGAGAAAAAUAUUAAGUAGAGAACCUGCUGAAAAGCAGACUAAUGUAUCCUCAAGUUCUGCAAAUGAAUUAAUAGGCUCAGAAGUUACAGUGUUGGAAAAUAUCUAUCCAGGAGAUGUUGAAGUGGAUCCUGAAUACACCUGCAAUUCAUUUAGUCCAUCAUAUCCCACAUACAGCAGAAGCACUGAUCCCAGGCAACCGUAUCACACAGUCUUGGGUUUUGAAAGAAACCCUGCAGAUCUGCAAGAUAAUUGUCAGCAUGUGCCUCUAGGUAAACACGUAGAGCAGGUGCCAGAUAGAACAAAUUCAGAUGAUAGAAAAGAGAUUUUACUUUGCAAAAAUAAUCCUGGUUCAAGUGUUGAUAGCCCUGAUGAUGAUGCUGAUGCAGACAGUUGUUCAACCACGGGAGACACUAUAAUGAAGAGUAAGACUCUGAAAUCAGAAAGGCUGACAUUUUCAGUAAUGAAUAAUGAAACUACCUCCAUAAAGUUUUUGCCAGAAAACAAUUAUUUUCCUCCUCAAGAAUCCAAAUUGGUGCAAUUCAGGAGCAAAAGGCCAUAUUCUACUACACGGAGUACCAAGAACUGUAAACAAAGUGAAUGGAGACCUUAUUUACAAAGUCACAGAGCAUCAGCCCCAGCUAUUGCUGCCUUUUCUGAUACAGAAUAUGCUUUGGAAGCUUCAUCUAAGGCAGAUCCCUUGUUAUAUUCUGCAUCUAAAUCACUGCAAGAUUUAAAUAUGAGUGUAGAGCCUCCAUCACCAACUGAAGAUGAUCUUUGUGGAAUUGAAAGAUUUUCAAAGCAGGAAUCAAAUAACUUUCUACAGGUUAAAUCUAAACCCAGGUUUCAGCAAAGAAUGGCACAAACUAAAAAACUUGCAAACUGCAAUCCCGAAAAUUUACAAAAUUUUGCAGCAGGAAACCAAAGCAGCCAUUCUAUAAAAGACUGUACUACUCAAUCUCCAUCAUCCUUACUGCCCACAGCUCACAGUUCUGUGGGUGCAGAAACAAAUGUCUAUUCAAAGAGUAGUUCUGUAGCUUUGUGUAGUGAAGGUAAAGGCGAAGAACCUCGAUACCAGCCAGAAACAGAUUUAUUUUUGCAAGACAAUAAAGAUGCAAUGCAUUUUAGUUCAAGUGAUAUCAACCCAUAUAAUCACCCCUGGCAACAAGAUGGAUCAUGCAAGAUUGGCUGGAAACAGUAUGUUUUUGGAAGUGCAAGUGAUGUCUCUUGCAAUCAAAUUCCUUUAAAUAUGGAACAUUGUAAAGUUAUGAGAUGUUCCAGUGUAGACAAUGGUUUGAAUUCUCAAAAUUCUCCUUUUCAUUCUCAUCUCAGUUCAUAUGCUACAGCAAAGGUUUUAUCAAGUACUUUAAGCAGCAUUGAAGGUCUUCAGGGAUGGGACAGCGUCAGACAAGACUUUCAAUCUGCAUACUCGAGUGACAGUACCAAGCAGUAUAGCACUGUAUCCAGUGAAACAUUGGAAACUAAUUCAGAAAAUAAUACUGCUGAAUUUGAGAAUCCUUCUGCACAACCUGGUAACUCUUCAGUGCAGGUUGAUGAAAUUGUACUGUUAUAUCCUUCUGAGUCUGAAAGGUCUUCCAAAAAACUACCAGGGAUUACAUGUGAGCAGGGAACACAAACAGCAGCUACAGGAAGGUGUAAAAGGCAGAGAAGACAUCAGAGAAGUUAUACAGAUGUUUCUGCAAGAAAGGAGGAAACAAACAGGGAUUUAUUUCAUCAACCUUCUUCUUGGGCAAGCAUGCAGAACCUGUCCAUGCAUCUGUCACAGCUUCUUCAGAACACUUCUGAGCUGUUGGGAAACCUCUCCCAACAGAGUAUUACAGAUAAUGAGCAGAGUGCUAAAAUCAAACAAAGAGGAACUGAAGAUGCUGUAAAGGCUACUAGAUCAGAUAGCUGCACUCAGACUACAGCAGAUGUAGGCACUCAAACUGAGAUUUUGGAAGAACAUCAAAGCAAACAUGAAGAAAAACAAGUGGAGGCAAAAGUGGAAAAUGAAUUGAGAGCAGCUCAGAUAGUAAACAUUGAUUGGAAAGAAAUUGGUGCAGAUGCAGUAGAAAAUAUUCCCAAAAGGAAAGAGGAAAAACUCUCUCUUGAAGAAAGAAUACAAGAGCAGACAGGGAUGAGAAGUCUUGGCAAUCCUGACUUCCAUGACAGUCUUGACAGCAUUUUGGAAGACUCUUUUAUGCAUCUGCCUCGCUUACCCAGAACCUCCACUCCUUUCUUACCUUUUCAAAAAACAUCAUCAAAUGCACAGCAGAAUGCUGCUUUUGCUAGUACCAGAGUUUCAUCUCUCAUAUCAUCUUUGCCGAGUCCAGGGCAAGACGGUUCUUCAUGCACUGUAAUCAGCAGCUCUACUAAUAGCACCUCUCAAUCUCCAGCACCUUAUGCUCAGGAUAAAAGAAGUGUCAUUGAAAGAGGGGCUCCAGCAGAAAGAAAGUUUUGUUACAAAAAUACCCUGCUAGUUGAUAGGGCCUCUUCCCCUAUUCUUACUCUUAGUGCUAGUCCCAGCAGCCAAACUGCUUUUAGCAAGCCUAUCUGCCCUGUUAAGGAACCUCUUGGAUAUUGCAGCGUUGCUUCAAGUCCCAUUCGCAAUCAGAGAAAGCAGAGGGCAGUUCCACAGUCCAGCAUGCAACCUCAUGUGGACAAUUUUUCACAGACAGAAACAGACAGUGAAUCAGGUGCUUCUAGAGAACAUAAGGGCAUAAGAAAGAAAUCUGGAAGUUUCUCAAAUAAGAAAGCAGCCAAAGAGCUUUUAGGACAGGGUGGUUCAAAAGACCUGGAACAGCUACAUGGACUCAUGGUUGACACCCACACUACCAUUUGUGCAAAACAGUCAUAUCACUCUAGAGGUGUGUUGGAGGUGUCAGGCCACAGUGAAGUUGUAACAGGUGAUGUCAGAGACCAUGGUUCACUGGCACGUUCAGUUCAUUGUAUGUAUGUUAUGAGGGGAGGAAGAGGUUCUUCAGCUGGAAUCAGACAUGAAAAAUACAUUGGGAAUUCUGAUUCUGCUUUGAUUCACAACUCCUCAUCUCCAAAUGCUGACUUGUUUUUUAAUAAAAAUAUGAGUGCUGCUUGUUCCAGUAAGACAAAUGCUGGCAUGUCCUCAGAACCUCUCGUAGAAGCAUGUUCUCUACAAUUUCAUGAUUUCUUCUGGAACAAUGAGAACAGCUGCCCUCCCCCACUCUCUGAUGUGAGCGAUGUGCAAACCUCCUUCCAAGACGACAAUACAGAUUCUAUCACUGAAAGCGAAUGUGACACUGAAAUUCCUCUCAACAGAAACACUACCUUUGCAAAGCCAUACAGGCCUAGGAGCUACAGUCUCCGUGACUUACCUCUACACAAUAAAUUUAGCAACUGGUGUGGUGUGAAGGGCAGCCCUCCUUCCUCGUUUCUCGGCUUGAGUGGCAGUGCGACUGAUUUACUAAGUCAGGCAGAAACGAAGCCUAGAAGCAGAGGAGCAGCAGAAGUGAAAGGGAAAUCCCAGCUUUGUGACAGCAGGAGCAGAGAGAUUGAGAGACUUCAGAGAGAGCGUGCUCAGAUCAUGUCUGGCAUUCACCUGGAUCUGCAUCAGCAUCCCCUCACGGUGGAGCUGACUGAAGCCAAACUCAAUUACGGCAUUGGGGAAACAGAUGCUCUGCUGAGAGCCCUUCAGAGUGGAACUGCAGAUGACCCGGUGGCGAGUCCAGUGAAGCAGCAACUUUAUGAAAGACACAUGAGAACUAUUGAAACUCUGAGGAAGGAAAGAGAAAAAAGACUGCAGAGCUACCAAAGAAGCCGAAGUCUGAGUCCUCAAAAGCAUUUGAGUCUGUCUCAGACUCUGGAUGCAGGUCAGAGGGAUCUAGAUCUCCCUAGCAGACGCCGAGAAUAUCUGCAACAGCUGAGAAGAGAUGUGGUGGAAAAUACCAGAGUUCAAGAACCAAAAAGAAGAAGCAUUGAGCAUCCUUCAGACAUUGAACUGUUGCUCCGAGACUACCAGAGGGCACGAGAGGAAACCAAAACUGAAAUUGCACGAGCUAGGGACAAACUUCGGGAGAGAGCAGAACAAGAAAAAAGGCGAAUAUGGCAAGAAGUAUUUUCUCAGUUACAGAAGGAAGAAGCAAGGCUGAAGACUCUUGCAAGUACAAGCACUUUAUGUACAGACUCCAGCCUCAGCCUCUCCUCUGGCCCAACAUCUGGUUACAAUAGCAGUAAUGCUGCUACGUACACUGCAAGUAACCUCAGCAGCCAGGAAGGGCAGGUUUCUUCUGGAAAUACUUUGGUUUCAAGAGACACACGAGGUCGUUCAGCUGUUAGAAAUAGUCAGCUUUAUAUUUUAGAGCAACUACAGAAGGAUUCCGUAUUUGAAGCCAGCAGAAUUGAGCCACCUCUUCCUCCUAGUAGCACCAGCUGUAGGUUCACUCAUGGAUUAACUAUUUCUGUCAGCAACUCUUCAACAAAAGGAUACCAAGAUUUAUCCAAACAUAUCUUGUCCAAUGCUACUACUGAGGUAAUGGCAGCAUGCUCUCAUAACCUGAGGAACCUCUACACAUGCCAGGCAGCAGCUGGGUGGAAAUAUCAAUGUACAGAAAAAGAAGUGCAGGUUUACUACAAAGUAUUCCCUUCAGCAACAAGGCAUGGGUUUCUGGGAGCAGGAGUGAUAGAAAGACCUCUUCCCUAUGUAUGGGGACUAGUGAGAGAUCCUGGCAAAAGGCAUCUGUAUGACAGAUCUAUCAACAUGGCUCGAAUACACAAGAAGGUAACCAGCCACAUUCACCUGGUAUAUUUAGUGACAGAUACCUCCCUAUGUUAUCUAAAGCAACCCCGGGACUUCUGCUGCAUUACUGUAGAAGCCAAAGAGGUAAAGUAAACAUUCUCUCU